GUUGAUGAAUUAAGAAAAAUGGAAAGAGAGGGAUUCGAACCCUCGGUAAACAAAAGUCUACAUAGCAGUUCCAAUGCUACGCCUUCAACCGCUCGGCCAUCUCUCCUACAUAAUCUUAUUAUGGAAAAUAAACUGAGUGAAUAGCGAGUUUUCUUAUUCCUGCAGGACAGGUAUAACCGCAACUGCUCGGGGGUUCCAUAGUUCUAUUGGAAAAAUCCCUUUUUAGUAUUUUUUUACUAGGAAUUGCGCUCCUUAUAAAAGUUUGGGUUUUCCUGCAACCAAAGAAAAAGAGAAUGGAAGAAUUCUUCUUAUGGCAUAAUAAAAUAAAGAAACCUUAUAAUUCUGUUUGUAUAAGGUAUGAUACACCAUAUUAUCGAAAUCAAAAUAGGGUAUGUAUGAGACAAUUAAUGACUUUGAAAACACGAAAUAGCUGAUGAGAGAAGUUAUUGUUGAGAAAUAGGAAAGUGGAAUGAAAUCUAGUCUUAGUCAAAUAUUUCAUAUCUCUUCUUGUCCAAGCAGAAGGAAAAGGAUACAAUUACAAUUUGAGCUGAGCGGAAGAUUCGUAUCUCUUUUAUCCAUUUAAAGUAUAUGGAUUUAGAGCAUAUAGAUCGAUCUAUUUCUAAGAAUCAAAUGUGUUUGUUUGUUUUUAUGUUAUUUUGUGAAGGAAUGAAAACAAUUCUAUAUGGAAUGGGUUGGGAAUUAUGCCUAGAUCCCGCGCAAAUGGAAAUUUCAUUGAUAAGACCUCCUCAAUUGUAGCCAAUAUUUUAUUGCGAAUAAUUCCGACAACCUCAGGAGAAAAAAAGGCAUUUACUUAUUAUAGAGAUGGGAUGUUGGCUCAAUCCGAAGGAAAUUAUGCGGAAGCUUUGCAAAAUUAUUAUGAAGCUACGCGACUAGAAAUCGAUCCCUAUGAUCGAAGUUAUAUACUCUAUAACAUAGGCCUUAUACACACAAGCAAUGGAGAGCAUACAAAGGCUUUGGAAUAUUAUUUUCGGGCACUAGAACGAAACCCCUUCUUACCGCAAGCUUUUAAUAAUAUGGCCGUGAUCUGUCAUUACCGAGGAGAACAGGCCAUUCUACAGGGUGAUUCGGAAAUUGCGGAAGCUUGGUUUGAUCAAGCUGCUGAGUAUUGGAAACAAGCUAUAGCGCUUACUCCGGGAAAUUAUAUUGAAGCACAGAACUGGUUGAAGAUUACGAAGCGCUUUGAAUUUGAAUAAGAAAGACCACGCUCCUUCUUUUUCAUAAAAUGGGUGGUUUGGUUGUUGAUCCAUUAAUCAAAUAAAUUAGGUCGUAAGAUCCUCGAAUCCAGAAUUUCAUUAUAUCCCUUUCUUCUACCUUCUAUUUUAUCUGAUAUUUCAUAAGGAUAAACCAUAGGGAUAGGGUCUAUAAUAGAAGUAAUAAAGUGAAUAAAAAGAAAAAAUAGGGGCAAUCUAAAUAUCGCUAGUAUAUCAGGACUGUAUUAUUAAUAACUCUAAUGAGUUAUCUUGGAAUUUAGAAUAAAAUAAAAAACCCUAUAUUAUGCUCAAGGAAAGUAGAUGUAUAUAGGAGCUUACACCCUAAAAAAAAAAAUACACUAGUUUCUAAAAUUGCAAAAAUAUUUUUUUUUCUUACGUCGGGAAAUAUUUGUUUUUCAAGAUAAACAACGUCCCUUAGGCACCCAAUCUUUAUGUCAUAAUAGAUCCGAACACUUGCCUCGGAUUGACUUCAAUAUAUAAUUGCUCCAGUGAAUAACUAAAAAAAUAGAAGGACGGUAGAUAGUAAAGAUAAAGAACUAAUCAUAAUAUCUAUCUUUCAAAAUCUAUCUUUCAAAAAUUCACUAAAAAGACAGCUGGCGGGUCUCUUUGUAUAUCUUGUCCGGAAAGAGGAGGACUUAAUGAUUAUUCGUUCGCCGGAACCAGAAGUAAAAAUUGUUGUGGAUAGGGAUCCUGUAAAAA
Lolium rigidum is the source of this 1931-nucleotide messenger RNA. RefSeq names its product photosystem I assembly protein Ycf3. The transcript is spliced from 3 exons. Lineage: Eukaryota; Viridiplantae; Streptophyta; Magnoliopsida; Poales; Poaceae. The coding region runs from base 702 to 1214 and encodes 170 amino acids. Gene Ontology annotation, molecular function: protein binding. The record is from RefSeq and is a predicted model, not a curated record.